Molecule: messenger RNA, 357 nt
Organism: Lactuca virosa
Lineage: Eukaryota; Viridiplantae; Streptophyta; Magnoliopsida; Asterales; Asteraceae
Source: the annotation of a GenBank genome assembly
AUGAACACCCUCAAACGGAAGCAUCAGAAUAGCGUCGCCAACGACGACGUCCGAAGAGAAACCACCAAGAUCGUCGACCAACCUGAUAUUAGCCCAGACGCGUUUUCUGGCAUCUCUCUGAGGCACGAACCAAUCAACCGAUCCUCUUUCUGCCUUCGUUCCCCAGCAUCCGGAAACCCGGUAGAUCGAUGCCGGCAACUACAUCGUUGCUCCGAUCUCUCUCUACACCAGUUGAUCUCCAGCGAUUUAAACUCCAAAUCGCGCCACCGUCGGUGGAGUAGUUUCUCCGGUCUCCCCUUACAGGCGGCGAGCUUAGACGCUUUCAAAAAAAAAAAAGGAAAAAAAAUCGUCGCUUAA